AUGUUUACGUUCAGCUUAACGCUUAUACGACAUGGGGAGACACAAUACAACAGAGAAAAGCUGCUGCAAGGUCAGGGAGUGGACACACUCCUGUCGGAGACAGGUGUGCAGCAGGGAGAAGCUGUUGGACAGUACCUCAAGGACAUCAUUUUCAGCAAAGUCUAUGUCAGUAAUCUACAGAGGGCUGUGCAGACAGCUGAAAUAAUUCUGAGGACCAACACUCACUGCUCUGGCAUGGAUAUGAUUUUGGAGCCAUUACUCAGAGAACGGGGUUUUGGCAUUGCUGAAGGGCGCCACAAAGAGGAUCUGAAGAACAUGGCCAAUGCUGCUGGUCAGUCAUGCCGUGACUACACACCACCUGGAGGAGAGACGCUAGACCAGGUGAAGCUGAGGUUCAAAACUUUUCUCAAAGUCCUUUUCAAACAAAUGCUGGCUGAGCACUGCUCAUCAGGACCCGUGGCCUCUUCGGCAGAGCCGGCGGCCGGCGCGGCGGCGGCGGCAGAAGGGGCCCCGGGCUGCUCGGCCACUGACGGCCUUCAGGGCGUGCCGCUCCACGCUCUCGUGGUGAGCCACGGUGCCUACAUUCGGGUGGCCAUCCGGCACCUGGUGGAAGACUUAAAGUGUGCCCUGCCUGCCGGAAUCAAGAUGUCCCAGCUGUUCUCACCCUGCCCCAACACGGGCAUCAGCCGCUUUAUUCUCACCCUGAGCCGGUCCGAGUCGGGGCCGGUGCUCUCUGCUGCUCGCUGUGUUUUCACCAACAGAAAAGACCAUUUAGAAAACGUCACAGCUGUGGAGUAA
Molecule: messenger RNA, 798 nt
Organism: Menidia menidia (Atlantic silverside)
Lineage: Eukaryota; Metazoa; Chordata; Actinopteri; Atheriniformes; Atherinopsidae
Source: the annotation of a GenBank genome assembly